Molecule: messenger RNA, 2131 nt
Organism: Myotis brandtii (Brandt's bat)
Lineage: Eukaryota; Metazoa; Chordata; Mammalia; Chiroptera; Vespertilionidae
Gene: NHLH2
Product: nescient helix loop helix 2
Exons: 3
Coding region: 486-764 (92 amino acids)
Biological process (GO): regulation of transcription by RNA polymerase II
Molecular function (GO): protein dimerization activity; DNA-binding transcription factor activity, RNA polymerase II-specific; RNA polymerase II cis-regulatory region sequence-specific DNA binding
Source: RefSeq, a predicted model, not a curated record
CUCUGCCUCUUUGCUGGGCUCUGCCACCCUCUUCCGUCUUUCUCAGCUUCCCAGCCACUGUUCCUGCUGGAGACGUUCACUUUCCACCACCCUUUCUCCAAGCAUCUCCAAGCCACUGACUAUGUCUAUUUUGCUACAAGAGACCUAGAAGAGGAGAAAAGGCAGGAGACUUUUCAACACCUCCCGUGGUUUUUUGGGGGGAAGAAAAUCAACAACGAAUUUCCCGAAAUGUUUGUGAACAAUUAAAAGGCAAAGGCGUUUUGAUCUAUCAGCUAAGUAAACAAUCACUGAUCCGGUCCACAUCCUGAGAUAGUAUCGUCCCUCAGUGUGGACACCGGCGAGAUGACAGCUGCUUUUUCAUAUUUGAAUGUAAUAAAUAUUUUCUGCUUUUAAUAUAUUUCGGAGUCCCUCCCCUGUAUUCCCUGGAAUUUUAACUCUAAAAGAUUGGAGAAAAGAUUAUCGAAAAGGCUUUUACAAGCUCCAAAAUGAUGCUGAGUCCGGACCAAGCCGCCGACUCGGACCACCCUAGCUCGGCGCACUCGGAUCCGGAGUCGUUGGGCGGCGCAGACGCCAAGGUGCUGGGCAACGUGUCGAAGGCUCACGCCACCCGCGAGCGCAUCCGCGUGGAGGCCUUCAACCUGGCCUUCGCCGAGCUCCGCAAACUGCUGCCCACGCUGCCCCCCGACAAGAAGCUCUCCAAGAUCGAGAUCCUGCGCCUGGCCAUCUGCUACAUCUCCUAUCUCAACCACGUCCUGGACGUGUAGGGGCGGGCGCGCUGCCGGAGCUGCGGGUCUGGAUGUCGGGGGACCGAGACAGACCCGGGAGACUUGGACCGUGGAAGAAGUUACCAGCGUGUUGCGUUCUCUCGGAUCAGCAGGGGGACGAGGGAAGGUUUCCCACUCUGGAAGGUGGGCUUGUCUGGCAAGCUGUGGGGCUUGCAGGGGGUAUUUCCCAGGCCGGCGGACCUCCGGGGGGGCACUGGAGAUGGGCCGCCCCCAGGCCUCCCCUCCCAGCGUUAGGAUCCCUUUAAGGGUGUUUCCUUUGGCUCACUGGAGACUUGGAGUUCUCCUUAGUUUAUCUCCCACGAAUCUUCAAGUUUUGAAAAAAUGAGGGCAGAAGCUCCGAGUAUAGGCUCAUAACUUCAGUCGAUCUGGGUUUUUCUAAUUGACAAAUCACCAAACAUCCGGAGGGGGAGGGAGGGAAUGUCUUCCAGGGUAGAGAUUUUAGGCACCUGAAGGUGGAACAGGAAACUUUCUAUUCAGAUGCGAAAAGAAAGAUUAGACUCCAACUACAACAGACAAGCCCUAUUGCAUACUUGGUAAGCUCAAAAAGAUACAGUGAGAACAGACAGACCCAGUGUGGGACGAUCUGAGCUUGGUGGGAACUGAACCCUGAAGUAUGACUCUAAUGUAGACAGGAAAAUCCAUAUUUAAAUGGAAAACUUAAUAUCUGACUGCGUUUUCAGGCAAAGUGCCCCUUUAUAUAUCCAAAAACAUCUAUUCGUGACCUUAAAUGCGUGGACCCAUAGGUGCAGUUAGAAAAAGACUACCUAUUUUUAUUUAUGUUAGAAGGAGUAGAGUAUUUUUUCCAAGACAUUUAUUUUUCAGAGUGGUGAUAACUUUACUUUGGAUACUCUGUGCCAAUUAAUUUAUAGUCACGUGUUUACACUUUUUCCUGUGGAAUAAUACUUUUUACGUGUUUGUUGAGAUUAUACUGUGGUCUUUCUUUUGGCGCUAAUUAUAUUGCACUUGCAUAACAAAUUUCCCACUUCUCCCUGUUUCUAAACAUAUUUUAUAUAUUAAGAUGUUUGUGGUGAGAUCAGCAACACUAACACUUCACUAUUAUAGUUUUUUAAAAAAGCAAGUGUUGUUAUUCUUAUCUGUAGUUAUGUCUGAAAAGUACUUUACAAAUUGUUUAUAAGGCAAGUAGCUUCUUUGUGUGUGUGUGUGUGUGUGUGUGUGUGUGUGUAUGUGUGAUGUUUGUGCCUGGGAUGAUUUUAGGAAAUUAAGUUAUUUUCCUAAAAAAAAAAAAAAAGAUUUCAGAAACUACUUUCCUCUGUGACAACCAAAAAGAAAAGUCUAUAACCUGAAAAUGUUUCAUGUUCUCAGCUGUGAAACUCUUAAAACGAGUG